CGCCGACAACACUGGAAACAGACUACAUUCGAUGACUGCUUGAUGUCGGAUUACAGAGCCAGGGCUUGGUUGUCAACAGUGUGCUUGCGCAGAUGGCGAACACAAGCGAUCCGGGGGAAAGCAACCCCUCGCUUCAGAAUUAUGCCAUCACCGCUUCUGCGGUCAAACUGGCCUUGCUGGGACUCAUCACCUGCGUCAGCCUGCUCGGGAAUAUCGUGCUAUCCCUCCUGGUGCUGAAAGACAGCUCCCUUCACAAGGCUCCGUAUUAUUUCCUCCUCGACCUGUGCGUGGCAGACAUCAUCCGCUCGGCCGUGUGCUUCCCGUUCGUGAUGAUCUCCAUCAGCAACGGCUCCGUGUGGAGCUACAGCAUCAUCAGCUGCAAGAUCGUCGCGUUCAUGGCCGUCUUGUUCUGUUUCCAUAUCGCUUUUCUGCUCUUCUGCGUGAGCGUAACGCGCUACAUGGCCAUCGCGCACCACCGGUUCUACUCUAAACGCAUGACGCUAUGGACAUGCGUCGCGGUCAUAUGUAUGGUAUGGACCCUCUCCGUCGCCAUGGCCUUCCCUCCGGUAUUCGAUGUCGGGACGUAUACAUUUAUUCGCGAAGAAGCGCAGUGUGUAUUCGAGCACCGAUACGUGAAAGCCAACGACACGCUGGGUUUCAUGCUCAUGUUGGCUGUGAUCGUGGGCACGACGCAUGUUGUGUAUGUCAAAAUGCUGUGCUUUGUUUACGACCACCGUAAAAUGAAACCCGCUCAGCUGGUUCCGGCGAUCAGCCAGAACUGGACCUUUCACGGGCCGGGGGCGACGGGCCAGGCGGCCGCCAACUGGAUCGCGGGAUUCGGACGCGGUCCGACGCCGCCGACAUUAGUUGGCAUCAGGCAAGCGGCACACAACGCCAACCGCAGGCUGCUCGUCCUGGAUGAGUUCAAGAUGGAGAAACGGAUAGGGAAGAUGUACUACAUGAUCACACUGGUGUUUCUGCUCUUCUGGGCCCCGUAUAUUGUGUCGUGUUACAUUCGGGUGUUUGUGAAGGGCAACGCGGUUCCUCAGGUGUACCUGACCGCGGCUGUGUGGUUGACGUUCGCCCAGGCGGGGGCGAAUCCCAUCAUAUGUUUAAUAUUCAAUAAGGAGUUAAGAAUGAGAUUCAGAGCCUGUUUUCCGUGCUGCCUGACUACACAAACACCCACGGAGCAAACAUUUUACACGGUUUGACUUCUCAUUGGCUAUGAAGUGGAUCCAAAGAAUAUUUGGAGACCUAAGCCAAAUUUAAAAAGUAUUACUCAUUGCAUUAGUUAAAUAAAUGCCAUUUGUUUUGAUAUUUUAUUAUCUAAUGCAAUGGCAUUUGUGCAUUUGUAAAGGAAUAGUUCAUCCAAAAUGAAAUUCCGCCAUUAUUUUCCUGUUUGAACAAAACCUGUAUGACUUUCUUUCUUCUGUGGAAUACAAAAUGAGAUGUUAGACAGAAUGUUUAGUCUCAGUCACCAUUCACCUUCAUUAAGAGAAAAACAUGCAAUGAAAGUGAAUGGUAACUCCUUUUGUGUUCCAACGUAAAAAAAAAAAAAUAAAAAUCACACAGGCUUAGAACAUCAUGAGGGUGAUUCAGUGACGACAUAUGUUUCAGUUUUGGAUGAGCUAUCCCAUUAAAUGUCCAAAUAAUUUUUGGGGCCACGGCAUGUCAUAUUUCUUUCCUUAAGAGGUGAAAUCACAGACCUGUUCCACCAUUGCAUAUCGGAAGAUGCUUAUCCACAUUUAUGCAAUCCACAUAUUGAUGUAAAUUAUGUAUAACAAUAAUUUAUUUCUAUUUUGGACUAUUCUUUAUAUCUAAUAUGUAAUAUAUUUGCUAUGACCUUGAUAGACUUUUUGUGUCAACAAAAUGUCCAGAGGAUUUAUACUGCUGUAUCACAUGGACUAAAUGUGAAUAAUGUCCCUCCCACAUUCCCUUUACAUUGAUACUGGAAAAUUGUUCUCAGUGGACGUGAGCAAAGUCAGCUUUUAGCUGAUGGAUCAUUGUUGGUGACCAUGAUUUGUAUUUUAAUGCAA
Myxocyprinus asiaticus (Chinese sucker) is the source of this 2036-nucleotide messenger RNA. RefSeq names its product probable G-protein coupled receptor 173. Gene Ontology annotation, molecular function: G protein-coupled receptor activity. Gene Ontology annotation, cellular component: plasma membrane. Gene Ontology annotation, biological process: G protein-coupled receptor signaling pathway. NCBI's taxonomy places the organism in Eukaryota, Metazoa, Chordata, Actinopteri, Cypriniformes, Catostomidae. The transcript is spliced from 2 exons. The record is from RefSeq and is a predicted model, not a curated record. The coding region runs from base 93 to 1211 and encodes 372 amino acids.